Messenger RNA from Vitis vinifera (wine grape), 2892 nucleotides. RefSeq lists its product as uncharacterized. The record is from RefSeq and is a predicted model, not a curated record. The coding region runs from base 1 to 2739 and encodes 912 amino acids. The transcript has 7 exons. Gene Ontology annotation, molecular function: protein binding. Lineage: Eukaryota; Viridiplantae; Streptophyta; Magnoliopsida; Vitales; Vitaceae.
AUGGCAGACAGGACCCUCACCGUCAACUGGUAUGGUUUAGAAGAGGAUGAGGACGAUGACCACUUCUUCGAAUCUUUUGAUAGAAUUUCCUCUGCUGUCCCUCUUGACUUGGCAUCAUCUGAUGAUGAUGACGAUGAAUUUGACGAUACCCGCAUGUCCUUUGCCUCCGCUAUAUCUUCUGUUCCCACCCAGGAGUUCCGGGCCUUUGCAGCUGCAGCUGCAGCUGCUGCUACUGCCGCUCCUCCCGCCUCAGAAACAUCAUCUUCAGACGACUAUGGGAUGUGGAUGGCAGAACCGGGAUCGAUUCAGGAACGUCGCAAGCGUCUCCUACAAGGCAUGGGUUUAACAUCUGAGAAGGAGUUUAUCAGGCUCGCCAGUGUUGGCUUCAAGAGAGCAGCCUCCACAAAAGUUGGAAAUUGUGAGGUAACCCCCAUAGCAGUCGAUACAUGUUCUACUGAAGAGGAAGCAAAGCCACAAUUGGUACCGGUUGUGCAUGUACGUUCUCGGUCAGAUGGAGACAUGGAAGCAUUUUCUGCAAACACCAAACACAGGAAAAAGCAGUUACUAGGUGAGAUCAAAAAACUGUGUCUCACUAGAACAUCUUCCUCAUUGUCCACCCCAUGUCCUCGAAUAGGUCAAUACGACAAUUCUAUUACCGUAUCUGAAAAAGAAGCUGAAGGUGGAUGUUCAGUUCGUAGUGGGGAUCCAUUGUCCACUAUGGUGUCCAAAAGCCGAUUUGGUGCUUUCUUUUUGAUAAAGAAUUUGGACACAGGCAAGGAGUUUAUUGUUAAAGAGUUUGAUGAAGAUGGAAUGUGGAAUAGGCUCAGCGAUCUCCAGACAGGAAAGCAACUCACCAUGGAAGAAUUUGAGAAAAGUGUUGGCUAUUCCCCUGUUGUCAAGGAGCUUAUGCGUCGGCAGAAUGUUGUUCGCAUUACUGAUGGCAUUGGCAUUGGUGGUAGUGAGAGGAAACCCAGCAUGAACUCAUAUAUUACCAAGAGUUUUAGAUUCAGCAAGAGAAGGGGAGUUGCUUUGUUGAAGAACAUAAAGGGUGUCGCGAAUAGCUUUAUCAGUGAGAGAGAAAGAGAGAUUCCAUCUUUGCAGGAGGCCAAAUCAAGCAAGAAUUCUUCCUCUGAGUGGAUAAAAGUUCGGCAGCAUGGCAAAUCAUAUAAAGAGCUCACAGCUUUGCAUCUGUGUCAAGAAAUUCAGGCCCAUGAGGGCUCAAUUUGGACUAUUAGAUUCAGUUCAGAUGGACGUUACCUUGCAAGUGCAGGGGAAGAUAGGAUAAUUCAUGUGUGGGAAGUACAAGAAUGUGAAGCCACACCAUGGAAACCACCAGAUGAAUUGAAUUCCACCCCACUUCACCCAAUGGCGUUGGGGUCCUCAGAUCGGCCUCCUCUACCAGAGACUCCAAUAUCUGCAGAGAGGAAGAAAAAGGGGAAGAUGUCAUCUAGCAGUAGAAAAGGCCAUUCAAUUCCCGACUACAUCCACAUGCCAGAAACUGUUUUCUCACUGUUGGAGAUACCAGUUUGUUCUUUCAAAGGCCAUCUGGAUGAUGUCUUGGACCUUUCUUGGUCUGGAUCUCAGCUACUGCUUUCAUCAUCAAUGGACAAGACAGUCAGGCUAUGGGACAUGGAAACCAAGAGCUGUUUAAAGUUAUUUGCACACAAUGAUUAUGUAACUUGUAUACAGUUCAAUCCAAUGGAUGACAAAUAUUUCAUCAGUGGCUCACUCGAUGCAAAGGUUCGAAUAUGGAGCAUCCCUGAUCGCCAAGUUGUGGACUGGACAGAUCUUCAUGAAAUGGUUACAGCUGCAUCUUACACACCUGAUGGCCAGGGUGCAUUAAUUGGUUUGCAUCAGGGAAGUUGUCGCAUGUACAGCAUAGAUGAUGGAAAACUAAAUCAAACAGGUCAGAUUGAUAUCCAGAACAAAAAGAAGUCUCAAACAAAAAAGAUUACUGGUUUCCAGUUUGCCCCAGGAAAUCCAUCUGAAGUGCUUAUUACUUCUGCUGACUCCCGAAUUCGAAUUUUUGAUGGUUCAGACAUAAUUCAUAAGUUCAGAGGUUUCCGAAAUACAAGCAGUCAAAUUUCAGCUUCGUUUAGUCAGGAUGGGAAAUAUGUGAUAUCUGCAAGUGAAGAUUCUCAAGUAUAUGUUUGGAGGCGUGAUGAGGUCAGGCAUAUUGGUGCAGGAAAAGGUAAAAGUCUGGUCACUACCCGAUCUCAUGAACACUUCCAGAGUAGAGAUGUUUCAGUUGCAAUCCCAUGGCCUGGUAGCGUAAAAGGUGAACCACCGGUUGUACCAGUGCACUCCAAAAGGCACUCUAAACGCUCUGGAUCUACAAGCCAAGAAGAUAGCUCUACCGAUGGAAGCAAUAAGGCACAGUUGCCACCUCUUCCCAAGAAAAAUAGUUCAUUAGACAGAAUGCCAACUUGCCCAGAAGAGGAGAUGACAUCCUGUUUGGACCCUGGAAUUGGAAGCAGUGAAUCAUUCUCAUCAUCCUCAGCUUCAAUUAGCUAUGGUGACUCACCUUCUAUUUCCAGUUCAGGCAAUUCAUUGCCAUCUUGGUCUCCCUCAUGGUCUUGGUUUGAUGGUAGUAGCCAUGGGAGCCAUACUGUCCAAGCAACAGCAUGGGGCUUGGUAGUUGUGACCGCAGGGGUGGGAGGUGAAAUUAGGGCUUAUCAAAAUUUUGGGGUGCCACUUAGGAUCGGUCGCCAGACCACCCUCUUCAGGGAUCUCACCUAAAUGCUGCCACAUUAGUAAAGAUGGGAACAUAAUUUGUUUUUCUCAACAAAGGUUCUGCCUAGAACAUUAAUUCUGUAAAAAGUUUAGUUCUCACGAGUGAGGGUUGAACCUUGGAACUAUAAAAUGGAAAACCAGGAGUUUCUUUUAGCGUAA